This is a messenger RNA of Neltuma alba, 1116 nucleotides long. RefSeq lists its product as uncharacterized. The record is from RefSeq and is a predicted model, not a curated record. The transcript has 6 exons. The coding region runs from base 205 to 1116 and encodes 303 amino acids. NCBI's taxonomy places the organism in Eukaryota, Viridiplantae, Streptophyta, Magnoliopsida, Fabales, Fabaceae.
UUUGUUGAGGUCAGUAUGUUUCUUUGAUCCUUUUUUCUUUGGCCGGUAACAGAACUCCUACUACAAUCUUGGCUAUACCCUGUUCUUGCAUUUCGUGUGGAAUAAAACACAUUUGAUCUUUUUCCCAUAUUAGAUUCUCUGUUAUGUUUUAGCUGAGCUUAGCCUGCAUAUUUUUUCCCCAUAACUUCAGGCUGUUGCUGAUACAUGGAUAGAGACCAGAGAGAUUGUGCAAUUAAGUGCACGAUUUGGGAUUUUGUGGCAAGUGCGUCAGCCGUAAAUGGCCUGGUUUACUUUGCUCUCGGCGACAUCUACAAAAAGUCAUUCGGAAAGUUGGGUAAGGGCGGUCUCGUUAUUUAUCUGUCUGUCGGGUUAAUUGUGUGGAUACUCAUACGGCGAACCCAGAAAAUUGAAGUUCCAAAAGGACUCCGUGCUCUUGUGGUAGCUCUGAUAUUUGGUCUAACAUGUUUAGCCUCCACCAUCCUGGACAUGCUUCAGACUGGAAAAGCAGAUGUAUUUAGCAUUAUCUCGUAUGGUUCAUUUUCCUUGAUGUCCAUAUCCAUGUCAAGGGAGUCUAAGCUUGGAUUUGAAACUGGCUUCUCCUCUUUUUUCCUGUCAUUGUUUGCCUCACAAUUUCCAAAAAUCAACCGGCUGCUCUCACCGAUUGCAAUAGUCCUCUGCUCGGUCAUCUUUUAUCUUUUCCGCUCAACACAAAGAGGAAGACAGCAUGAUUCCACCAAUCAAAAUGGCGAUGCACAUUUAACAGACGUAGAGCAGGGACAAGAUCCCCUAAAGAUGCAAGGAGAUAUAGGGCACAACCCAUUACCUGGGAAAAAUUGGCCAAUAAAUGAAUCCUCAAACGAUCAUAGUUCUCCAGGAGAAGAAGAACAGACCAAGGUGAUGGAAUUUUCAAGCCAUCAUAUUUCUUCAAAAGAAGAAGAAUCGACCAAGCUAGUGGCAUCCUCAGGCGACCAUUCUUCUUCAAAAGAGGAAGAACAGACCAAUGUGGUGGAAUCCUCCUCAAGCCUUCGUAUCAAUGAAACAGAACUCCGACAAAGGCGAAAGAAAAGGCACUCCUCUGAAACACCAUCAACUACAAUGUUCAUACUCAAUAUUUAG